UUACAUGAUAGGUAGAAUAAUCUAGUUAGCCUACACUAAAUUAUUCUCAACACAACUUUACAAUUUGUCAUAGCAAAGCAAUGGGCUUCGAUUAUUACGCCAUUUUGGAUAUCCCUCGUAGUGCUUCCGAUACGGAAAUCCGACUGGCAUACCGGAAGUGGGCCGUCCGUUGUCAUCCGAAGAAUGAUUUCCACGAUGUACCGGAAAUUCCACUUCCUUCGAUGUCCCUACCCCAUUACUGGGAACUGCUGAAUGAAGCCUUUGAUGUUCUUUCAAAUCCAUUGCGAAAACGAAUAUAUGACGUAUAUAGAGAGGAAGGAUUGAAAAAGGGCGUCGUAACUCCGACCGGAUUUGUUCAGCCCUAUGUAUUCUCAAACGAUUGCAUGAAGAUCUACAAAGAUUUCUUCGCCACCUAUUCACCGUACGGAGAUCUUAUCGACGCCGUCACAAAUCCCCCACCGCUCUGCCAAAACGAUGCCAGCCUUGUCCGGACCAAAGCUCCAGACAUCGAACAGUUCGUUGAUUUGGAACUGUCGGAAAUCUACCACGGUGCGAUCAAAAAGAUGAAAAUAACCCGUGAAGAAUUCAUCGACGAGGCUCAAGUGCGAACGAAAAUCGUGGAGGAAACACUGACCGUUCCGAUUCCGGCGGGCGUUCCAUCCGGUGCCAGAAUUCGCUUCGAAGGCGCAGGUAACUGUAGUCCGCAAAGCUUCCCGUCGGACAUUGUGUUCGUGGUGCGAGAACGGCCCCACGAGAGGUAUCGCAGGGAGGGGGCGGAUCUGCACGUGGAAGUUCCGAUUACCCUCAAGGAUGCGCUGGUUGGAUUUCCAUUGGAGUUGAUCGGCGUCGAUGGGACAUGGCUUCUGGUACAAAUUGUGGACGUUGUGCAUCCAGGGUAUGAGAAGGUUUUGAAAGGGGAAGGAUUGCCGAUACCCGAUGCAGACGGGCCAGUGAAGAGAGGUGAUAUGCAUAUAACUUUUACAACUUCUUUUCCUGACUUUAUUCCAAAAGACCUCCGGGGCAAAUUUCGGGUAUUAUUCGAAGAACUUUAUCAAGAACAGUUGUAAAAUUCAAUGGCUGUCGCAUUUAAUCACUAGCAAGGAACACCACUAAUAAA
Messenger RNA from Aedes albopictus (Asian tiger mosquito), 1117 nucleotides. RefSeq names its product dnaJ homolog subfamily B member 13. Lineage: Eukaryota; Metazoa; Arthropoda; Insecta; Diptera; Culicidae. Gene Ontology annotation, cellular component: cytosol. Gene Ontology annotation, molecular function: protein-folding chaperone binding. The transcript is spliced from 5 exons. Bases 81 to 1067 code for a protein of 328 amino acids. The record is from RefSeq and is a predicted model, not a curated record.